AAAUGGGCAUCAGCUGUGCGGCUUCUGAAUGUGAAAAGUGGGGAAGUUCUCUCGUUGUUUGAACUGCCUCAGGAUGAAGCUGCAAAAUGCAUUGCCCUUGUUCAAUUUGCAACACACCAGGACACCUUGAUGGCCCUUGUCGGUUGUACAAUUGCUCAAAGACUGGAUCAGGUCGCUAGAAGUACGAGAGGUUGCAUUUAUACAUUCCUUUUGACAGCCGCCGGUGACCGCUUCGAACUUAUGCAUCGUACAGAAACUCCAUAUCCAGUAAACGCAAUCCAUGAUUUCCGAGGAUCAGCCCUCGUUGGUAUGUCGAAUCAUUUGCGUCUCUAUGAAUUCGGAAAGAAGAAGUUGCUGGCAAAGUGUGAAAAUAAGGUUUGUGACUUGAAUUCUUUUAGCUUAUGCGCCUUUUUCAUAGUUCACGUAUUUUGA
Ostertagia ostertagi is the source of this 432-nucleotide messenger RNA. The record is from the annotation of a GenBank genome assembly. NCBI's taxonomy places the organism in Eukaryota, Metazoa, Nematoda, Chromadorea, Rhabditida, Trichostrongylidae.